AUGGUGUUGAAUGCGGCCGAGGGAUUGUGGGUACCUUUCUCUAAGCUGCAGAGGUACCCAAGACUUAAACUUACCUCUCCCUCAUCUCCUUCUCGCCCUCCUCCACUCCUCUCAUUCUGGCGCCUUCCGGUGUGGUUCGCAUAUGUUCGAGCCACGUCAGCAUUUGCUGACAUGCGCUGGGCAUGUGCGCUAAGCACUGGCGGUUGUUGGGAUCGGGCAGUAGUGAAUGGUGGUCUGGAUGAUCCCUCAAUCCCACUUGAAACCUAUUCUGCAUUUUGGCCUUUCUUCAAAGUCAACAUUGGCCAUGUGUCCUCGACCGAUGCUCGAAACUGCCGUUAUCUCUGUUGGUUUUAG
Messenger RNA from Suillus fuscotomentosus, 354 nucleotides. RefSeq lists its product as uncharacterized. Bases 1 to 354 code for a protein of 117 amino acids. NCBI's taxonomy places the organism in Eukaryota, Fungi, Basidiomycota, Agaricomycetes, Boletales, Suillaceae. The record is from RefSeq and is a predicted model, not a curated record. The transcript has 2 exons.